Messenger RNA from Rosa rugosa (rugosa rose), 714 nucleotides. RefSeq lists its product as uncharacterized. The transcript is spliced from 2 exons. The coding region runs from base 1 to 714 and encodes 237 amino acids. Lineage: Eukaryota; Viridiplantae; Streptophyta; Magnoliopsida; Rosales; Rosaceae. The record is from RefSeq and is a predicted model, not a curated record.
AUGCACCUUACACAGCAACAUUCUGGUGAAACGGUAUCAUCAAUGGGUCUCUACUCUUACGUUGUGAGAUUAAAGAAUAGGAGAAGAACACAGAAAAAGGACAACAUUUACUGGUGGGGGGAUGUGAAAGCAAAACGAAAGAAGAAAGCAAAGGAGAUUGAAGAGAGAUUGAAAGAGGCUGAAAAGAAAGAAAAAGAAGAAAAAGAAAAGCAGAUGAAGGCCUCACUGCCAGAGGCUGAAAUUAAAAGGCUAGAACAGAUGGUAGCACAACAGAAGUUGGACGAUGUACGAGAGGAUGUUCUGGAAGCAAUAAGACAGAUGGACGCUGCAGAAAAUGCACAAAUCAAUAAAGAGCAAGAAGAGAAACAGCUACCUCCUGAGGUCGUAGACUGGGAGGAGAGCAAAGUAUACAAUUUUAUGGACCAGGACACCAAGAGGAGAGUCCAGAAAUACUGGCAAAAUGCACCAUCAGGAGUAUACUUCUGGGAUGGAAGACAGUAUGGAGCACAGGUUUCAAGACAGGAUUUAAAAGACAUGAUCAUGGAUGAACCGAUAGCAAGCAAUUGCAUCGAAUGUUAUGGAAUUCUCUUGACUGAUCAGCUGUUGGAGAAACAAUCACAAGGCUUGGAUGUCCCAACUUUUAUGAAUCCCUUAUGUUGGGUAAGUAGUGGAACGAUUAUCAAUCUACAUUCAAAGCAAAUAAUUCUUAAUUGA